Molecule: messenger RNA, 1745 nt
Organism: Stegastes partitus (bicolor damselfish)
Lineage: Eukaryota; Metazoa; Chordata; Actinopteri; Pomacentridae
Product: claudin-8-like
Exons: 1
Coding region: 1-1086 (361 amino acids)
Cellular component (GO): membrane; bicellular tight junction
Molecular function (GO): structural molecule activity
Source: RefSeq, a predicted model, not a curated record
AUGGUUCAAGGUGCUUCUGAGAUCGCUGCUGUGUGCGUCGGCCUGAUCGGGCUGUUCGGUGCGGCCGCGACUACAGGACUGCCCAUGUGGAAGGUGACGGCUUUCAUUGGGGAGAACAUAAUUGUGAUGGAAACCCGCUGGGAGGGUUUGUGGAUGAACUGCUUCCGACAAGCCAACUUCAGGAUGCAGUGUAAGGUAUACGACUCCCUGCUGUUUCUACCCCCUGAGCUACAGGCUGCCCGGGGUUUGAUGUGCUGCUCCGUGGCCCUGUCAGGACUGGGGCUUCUUGUUGCUAUGGCAGGGAUGCGAUGCACCUCCUGUUUUCAGGGGAAUGACUGGGCUAAGACCGUUAUCCUGAUGGUUGCAGGGGCUAUGCAACUCAUGGCCUGCAUCUGUGUCUUUAUCCCAGUGUCAUGGACGGGUCACGUUAUCAUUAGGGAUUUUUACAAUCCUUUGCUGAUUGAUGCUCAGAGGAGGGAGCUCGGAGAGGCUCUGUACAUUGGUUGGGUGACUGGCGCCUUCCUUUUCGCGUCGGGGUUGUUGUUUGUCUGUCGCCGUAUGCCCAGAGACAAAGGUUCGUUUGACGUGUACCACCCAGCGCACUUACUCGGUUACAAGCCAACGCCCAGCAAACCAACUCUGAUGAGGUAUCAUCCCAUUUCCAGUAUUUCCAGCCUCGGGGCGACUUCAUAUCACAACUCUCUGCAGAACAAUGGCUCUGUUGGACAACAAAUUGCUGUGCCACUGCAAAACGUCCCUCACGUGAUGGCAAAUGAUGGAGCACUAAUGCCUGUUGCUUAUAGCCCAGUUCCUCCUGAAAAUGCGUCAUUACUAUAUCAAGGUGGCAUGUCUCAUCGUCCCUCAAUGCAGAGUUCUAAUCAUGGUGGAAGCCUGUACACUCCUGGGACCUCCUUGUACAUAAGCCAGAACUCAACACCAUAUACAAUGACUUAUACUGGCAACCCCACUGCGUCCUACCAGUCCAGCUUUCACCCGGUUCCACACACUCCUGUUUUCGUAAGCUAUAAAGCAUCGAAAAUGGAACCAGGGCCUCACGGUGGGAGCAGAGCUGGUGUGUAUAUAUAAAGAAUAAUCUUUUUGUAGCUGAUCAGACUUUACAAACCCAAAGGAUUAUGCAUUUUUACUCAAUCACCACAAGCUAACUGAGAAGAUGAGUUUCAUUUCUGUUCAAAAGAAAUAAUAUGUUGAACUUUUGUCUUACUAGUAAUGUAUUUUUUAUCAUUUGUAUUGUGCAAAAAAUGUAUAGAUUAUAUGAUCAGGCUGAACAUGGCUACUGUUGUUAGUGUAAAUAAAAGGUGAUACUGCUAGGAGUUAGCAGAUACGAGCCCUGCUAGGAGUUUACUUUCCCAAAAUGAAGAUUCAUGGGAGAGCAUUUGUAUGGAACGUCACAGCCAUAUGUUUUGCAUCUUUAUAACCAUCUGUUCAAUAAUUUCUAAAUUUGUUAUAGUUAUCAUUCUAUGUGCUCCAGCGUGCUUUGUCUUACGAUUCUUUUCACUAAUAAACUGUCUCGCCACCACUCGAAUAUAAUCACAUAACUUAUUUCUCCUUUUGCUCGUCAUUUGUUAUAGUUUGCAUUAGCGGUGAUCAUUAAAGAAAAUAUUUGGGGAACUAAUUGCGUAGUAUCUGGCGGUGGAAUUUUGUAGGAUAAAGUAGGUCAUUCAGCAACUUUGGGUCUGAACGCAAUUGUUAUGUUUUCCACAGGGGCAGUAGUUCUCUAAAAAUAA